Messenger RNA from Halichondria panicea, 2139 nucleotides. RefSeq lists its product as uncharacterized. Lineage: Eukaryota; Metazoa; Porifera; Demospongiae; Suberitida; Halichondriidae. The transcript is spliced from 2 exons. The record is from RefSeq and is a predicted model, not a curated record. Bases 177 to 1796 code for a protein of 539 amino acids.
UUCUAUAUAAAUUAUGCAUAUAAUAAGCUGAUAUGCAUAAUUAUAUACGUCUUCUAAAUCUAUAGAAUUUAGUACUAGCGGAAUAGGACCCACAUACAGUGACGCCAAACACAGCAGUGCAAGCAAGUUUAUAGGCGCCUUAAUUUGUCUAGUGCUAAAAAGUUUAUUGCGAGGUAAUGGAUGAAGAAGUGGCCCAGGUCCCUGAUGAUGAGAAUUACAGUACCGUCGAGCAGGAUAUUUAUGCUCAGAUUCUGGAAGACAUUUGCGAUAAUAUGCCAACUGAAGUAGAUACAGAUGUGGAAUAUGCCCCUUAUGGCGGUGAACGGUUGUUGGAUGGUGCAUAUACGCUUGACUUUCAUGGCAUGGCUGAUAUAAAGAAAAAACCAAAAGUUGCUGACAUUAAGCAUUUACAUAUUAUGAAAACCUUUCUAAAGCUCGCCCGCAGAAGAGGAUUUCGCAUGUUACAGAUGCUUUUGUUUCCUAAAAGAGUUGACAAAUUCUGGACAAUUCUUAAAAAUGUUUGGAUUAUUAGCGAGCUUCUUUUUCUCUUUACAGGCCUUGGUCUAUCAAUAUACGAUAUAACUACAACAGAUUCCGAGUCUGUUGCACUGUACUCUUGGAUUGAGCUGGGAUUUGCUAGUCUCGGGUGCUUACUGGCUACAGUGGAUGCAGUUGCCUCUUUAUGGCCGUGUCAAGUGUGCUGCAAUGCUUUUGGAAAUGUUUGUGAUCGAUGCCAUUUUCUUAAAUCGUGCUUGAACACUGGUCGGAUUUUGCUCACUGAGCUUAUAAUAACUCCCCUUAUAAUCUGUGAUCUAUUUGGUCUUUUCAUCGAGCAAGAUUACAAGUGUGAAAAUGAAAAUCAAUGUGUAAAGUUUGCUCACUUUGUAAUAGAUGUUGUUGCUACCAUCCUUUUUCUUUAUAUUGUUCGCAUCUUUGUUCUUGUUGCCACAGUCAAAAGUAUAUACAAAAUUCAGUCGCCCAAAGAAGGUAGCGUAGAGAAAGGAAGUGUGCCUACUAGACCUCAGGUUGAGAAACGUGCAUUCAAGUUUACUGUCUUCCUUGUUAUACACACGGCUCUUCAAUUACUUGCUCAUUUCAUCAUGAUUGUUGCCAUUGGUGCACAAAUACGCUACGAAAAUAACCACCUUUACAUUCAGUCUGUCAGCAGUUGUCCCGGAAAUUACUGUAUAAGUGGUUUCCUUAUUUACAUGUCUACUGCUGCUUGUAUCUUGCCCAUUCUUGGACUCUUCAGCUACUUUGUAUACACUAACUUUUGGUUUCAAGAAUGUCCAAUCUCUGUUCUUGUUGACUUUUUGCACGUGAUUGUAGCACCUGGUGGAAAGGAUAUUAUCGAAAUGAAGGAAAACAAGAAAAUAGAUAAAAAUGCUUUGGUAAGAACAAUAAACUCCAUAAGCAACAACGUGCAGAAUAAUUUCAAGGAACUUGUACAGACAAGCUUUAAGACAAAACUUUUAUACCCAUUCAGGAAUUCAACGUGUGUAGUUUUCUGCCUCUUUUAUGCGGCUUGUCAGUUGGCUUUUUACAUAGUUGCUGGAUAUGGGUAUGUCAGUGUGAGUCACAUCCUCGACAGUCCAUGGCUGUUUGGUUUCACUAUUUUCGGAGGAGUAUAUCUAUUGUUGAUUAACAUUUACGUCUUCAUUAUUGCUGCCUAUUGGUUCAUUAUCAUAGUAACCUUGACGACUUUACAGGUGCUUGAAAUAUUGAUAUAUCUCGCUUAUUGUUUUUGCGUGACAUGUGACAUUCUUAACAAUCCUUGUAAAUAUUUACAAUCGUAACUGGACUCAUAGGUAGACUAUAUCAGUAUAACUUAUCGUUUAUUGAGUGUUCAUGCAGUUUGUUAAUUUGUAUACCAGUCCUAAGCAGUAAUUGUAGCUUACCACAGCCAUGUAAGUGGUGCUGUGAGUUAGAAUUUAAUUUUUGUAAAAGAGUGUCUUUUUAAAUUUAUUGUGGAUCGAUUGCAAUUAGUAAGAAUUUAAACAGUGUAGUUUCAAAUUAUUUUAUUAUGGAUCGACUGCAUGGUUAGAAUUUCAUUUUUGUAAAACAGUGUAGAUUCAAUAUUUGUAGUUGUUCUGAUUGUUGGUUGAUACUCCAAUUAAAUGUUGAUCAUUACAUGAAUAA